GGGCGCUGCGGCCGCGGGUUGUUUAUCUGGAGUACGGAGGGGAGGGGGGAGCCUGGAAACCGCCCCGUGUCCCAUUUCCUCCUCUUGUUUUCGCUCCGGAUUCUCCAUGUUGGACCCAAACUGAGGAGCCCGGAGCUGCCACCGAGGGAUCGGGGCUGGGGCCACUGGGGGAGCCGCUGCCUCGGCCGCCCGCCCUCUGUGCAGGCCGCCUCCCUUCCCGGCGCGGGGAGGAAACGCGAGGGGGGAUGUGAACAGCCGCGGGAGCCGGAGUCUCGGGACCGGAGCCCGACGGGCCCCCGCCCAGGCCCCCCAGCUCAGCCGCGCGCCCGCGCGUCCUCCCGCCCAGCCAGCCCGGGCCCGCGGGAUUGUUAGAUGGAACACGGCUCCAUCAUCACCCAGGCGCGGAGGGAAGACGCCCUGGUGCUCACCAAGCAAGGCCUAGUCUCCAAGUCCUCGCCUAAGAAGCCUCGUGGCCGGAACAUCUUGAAGGCACUUUUCUGCUGUUUUCACACCCAGCAUGUUGGCCAGUCAAGCUCGUCCACUGAGCUCACAUACAAGGAGGAGACCAGCGUCAUUGCUAAGUCGGACCUGCUCCAGUGUCUCCAGUACCAGUUUUAUCAGAUCCCUGGGACCUGCCUGCUCCCAGAGGCGACAGAGCAAGACCAAGGAAGGAUCUGUGUGGUCAUUGACCUGGAUGAGACCCUUGUUCACAGUUCCUUUAAGCCAAUCAACAAUGCUGACUUCAUAGUGCCUGUGGAGAUCGAGGGGACCACGCACCAGGUCUAUGUGCUCAAGAGGCCUUAUGUUGACGAGUUCCUGAGGCGAAUGGGGGAGCUUUUUGAAUGUGUUCUCUUCACUGCCAGCUUGGCCAAGUAUGCAGACCCUGUGACAGACCUUCUGGACCGUUGUGGGGUGUUCCGGGCCCGGCUGUUCCGGGAGUCUUGUGUGUUCCACCAGGGCUGCUAUGUUAAGGACCUGAGCCGCCUGGGAAGGGACCUGAGGAAAACCCUCAUCCUGGACAACUCACCCGCGUCUUACAUCUUCCACCCAGAAAAUGCAGUGCCUGUGCAGUCCUGGUUUGAUGACAUGGCAGACACAGAGUUGCUGAACCUGAUUCCAAUCUUUGAGGAGCUGAGUGGAGCAGAUGACGUCUACACCAGCCUUGGGCAGCUGCGGGCCCCUUAGCCUUCCUGCUUCCAAGAAACAGCCAUCCCAGUAGGGGACUUUGCUACACUGUGCCUUUCUGAUCAGCCUGACUGACCGAGCCGCUCAGACGCUGGAGCACCUUGCCAAAGGGUCGAGAAGCAGCCAGGAAGUGGUUGAUGAGAGCUUUAGGGCAGGUUAGGUACAGAGCAGGCAAAUCAGACCGAUGUCCAGAACUGUCUGCACCCUGUGUUUGGUUCCCAGGUAUCUGUGUGCAUGUGUGCGUGCGUAUGUGUGUGUGCACUCGCAUGUGCCCAUCCAGGGUGUCCAGUGUCUCAGUAGGGGGUCACUUGUCCGCCUUCCUGCUCUCCCGUGAGCUACUGAACGCCACAGCAAUGAAAACUAUUGCAGGCUCCCUUGCCAAACCAUGGCCUUUCCUCAGCAUCACAAGGCCUGUGCCAAGGAGAAAGGAGAGGCCAGAGGCAGCUUCUGGAUGCCGCAGGCACUCGCCUUUCUGAAAGCAAAAGCCUCACCAGCAGCUGCAGACAUGCCUGGGAGGGCGGGAGUGUGCUCACAGCACUCGGAACCACCAGGUCUUGUGGCCUACAGCUGCUCCUGGCUCCCACAGCGCGCCUGCCAUGGGCACUUCUGCGUCUGCCAGGCGCCACCAGCAGGCAGCCUUUUCACUCCGAGCCAUAGUCUUUCUCCCAUGGGGAAGGAGGUCUUCUCCCUGCCCUGGAAGAGGACAGAUAGCUGACUCCUGUUCUUUUAACUUUUAAAAUUCUCUUCCUAAAUAUGGAGUGGUUUGUAUCUGGCUGAGCUGCAGUCCUAGGCCUGAGAUGUGGGUGGGUGGUGCUGGGUACAGGGGAAAAACAAGGAUCCAAAGCAGAAUGUGUCUCCUUGCUUAGAGAUCCCAGAAAUUGCUCUUCCGGGAUUCUGUGCUAGCUGCUGCAAGGACUUUGGCUGCAGAAGCCGGGGAGGGCUGCUAGGCUGUUGUGGACUCCCGUUGCUCAGACAGGGCUCUUCCCACAUGUCUCCUUAGUGUGCCAUCCUGGCUGUUUCUCUUUCCCCAAGGCCUUGGGAGAACUACUUUUCCAGGACUGAGGGGUUUGUAGGUCUUGUUGUUACUUAGUUUGCCAAAUGGGCCAAUGCCUCCUGUUCCUGGUGGUAGGGCCGGGUGUGGCUCUCACAGGCUCUGCAUCUCUAAGUUCUCAGUCUUGAACAGUUUCCCCAGGUUGGACAGCAAGGGAAGUGCUGCUGCUGUUGGGCGCACACGGGCCCUGAGGAGCCCCAGCUCAGUACCACUGCCUUAGCUGAGUCCUGUCACAGGGCCGGGGAGGUUCUCCUCCCUCCUCGCUCACGGAGGUGGUGGACUUGCAGCUCUGCUUUUCCCGAGGCAAGUGUAGCAUUUAUGAACUGUUUCAGGGGUGGCCACCACCCACUCAGGAGUCGGAGAAUGAUCUCUAGUUUCCACAUACUAGGUCCUGUCUCAGGAACUAACCCGUUUCGAGAAAGCCUGCUGAUGGAGCUCAGUGUUCUGAGUGGAAGCUAGCUGACUGUCGUCCUUCUGGUGGUAUUGUGCAGUCUUCUUCCUUAGGCCAAGGCUGUGGGGCCUUGUCUUCCACUUUGGUGACAGAGCGGAAUAGAGUCCUCAAGUCCUGCCAUUUCCCUCAGCAUCCUUUGCUGGUGCCUGUGGGUCCUGCCAGGGUCAUGGGAGAGGGCUCCAGGUGCUAGCCAGGAGUGCGGGAGCUUGGCUGUGGCUCCAGCUCCUGGUCUCACUGCUACCCUCUCACAAGGCAACUCUGAGGGCUAGUCCUUGCCAAGCAAUAAGCUCGAGAGUUAGGUGGAUUUUAGGUCCUUUUCACCUCUUUUGGGUCUUCAUGCUUUACCUUGUAGAGGAAGAGCCUGUGCUCAUCCCUUGCCAUUAGGCAUAUGCAAGGACUGGAGUUUGACCCAUGACCAAAACUCAGUGUGGCUCCCUGGGAGCUGCUGCUGCUUCUAUGUGAACCCCAGCUUUCUAGGCCUGUCUGCCACCAGAAUACUUGUUGCCACCUGCAGUCUGCUACAGAGAGGCCAUCCCAAGUCCCCUCUUUCCAAACUUAACAGGACCUGUCCUAGUGGACCAGAGCCAGCCAGAGGCUGUUCCUUGCUGUCCUGUCCCCUUGCUCCUUGUGUGUCUUGGGGCAUGUGGUGCUUGAGAGGUGCUGCUGAGAGGACACAGGCCCACACUGGGAGAAGGGCAUAAUUGGGAGAGAGAGCCCGCUCAUUCUGAAGCUCAUUCUGGCUCCUGGCUUGCCACCAGCCUUCUCCAGGGCAGACUAGUCGUCAGGAGUCAGGACACCACCACGCUGGGUGUCAGCACCCACAUAAGCGUGCCAGGACUCUGCCUGCCUGCCAGGUUCAGCUCUUAAGGUGCCUCUUCAGGGACACAGUGUGUCUCUCUGAUUGGGCUUCUAAAUCAAAAGCCUGAUGUUCGUGUCCCUCUUAUAGGGGGAGCUUUGGACACAGGACCAGUUUGAUAAAGGGCCAGGGAAGUGCUCCACUCUGCACAUUGUAGGGGGACACUGCAGGCCCUCCGGUCCCCAGCUAGAGGUUGAGUGGAUCUGCCUUCAUCUAACCAGGACAUGUUUCGCUCCCUCCUGCCUCCCAAAGAUUUUUUUGUGUAAAUGUCUAGCCCUCUGUUAACAGUGCUCAGAACAGCUUUGUACUAAAGCAUGGCAGCCUCCAGGCAGCCCCUCCCAGGAAGGGGGCCUGUGCAGGUCCGUGCCCUGCCCUGUUCAGAGGCCUGCUGCAGUGCAGCCUGCUGUGCUGUCUGCAUCCCGCUGUUUCAGCCUGGCUUCCUACUUAGCCAUGGCUCCUCCUCAGUUCCUUCACCACCACUUCCAGACAGGGUUUCAUGAAUCCCAGGCAGGGGCUUGAAGUCACUGUGUAGCCAAGGAUGAUCAUGAGCUUCUGAUUGCCUGCCUCCACCUCCUGAGUGCUGGGGUUACCGCUGUGACCGCUGCUGGUUUAUGAGGUGCUGGGGCAACCCAGGGCUUCUUCAUGAUGGACAAGCACGUCCAGCUGAGUCACAAUCCCUAGUUCCCCUCUUUCUCUUUUUAGAAAACAUGGUUAGUAAAUUCAUAUUCAGGGGAGAAGAGGUCCCAAGUCUAGCCAGCUGCCCCACUCCUUUAAUGCAGGGUCAGCUCCUGGAACAGCCCUUUCUUUAGGCUGGUGAUGUUCUUCGCCUGUAACUGCCCGAGAUUUGCCUAUUUCUCCCUUCAAGAGGCCGUUUGGAGGGAAGGAGUCUGCUCCCACUGUGACUGGGCUGUGGGAUCCCUGACCACCUCGCUUCACAAUUUGAUACAUUUGUCGUAUUCAAAAACUUGAACUGUAGGAUGCUGUUAAGAGUCUGUUUAUAUUUUUGGAAUAUUUGUAUUACAAAUAGCUAAUAAAGGCUGUUUUUGAAACCUAA
Molecule: messenger RNA, 4597 nt
Organism: Psammomys obesus (fat sand rat)
Lineage: Eukaryota; Metazoa; Chordata; Mammalia; Rodentia; Muridae
Gene: Ctdsp2
Product: CTD small phosphatase 2
Exons: 8
Coding region: 373-1185 (270 amino acids)
Molecular function (GO): RNA polymerase II CTD heptapeptide repeat phosphatase activity
Source: RefSeq, a predicted model, not a curated record